Molecule: messenger RNA, 1934 nt
Organism: Ipomoea nil (Japanese morning glory)
Lineage: Eukaryota; Viridiplantae; Streptophyta; Magnoliopsida; Solanales; Convolvulaceae
Exons: 1
Coding region: 492-1655 (387 amino acids)
Source: RefSeq, a predicted model, not a curated record
CUUUCCCAACAAACCAUAAUAUACGCGGUCCAAAUCAGCCCGAAUAAAUGCCCCCAUUCUCACUUUAGGGUUCCAAACCAUCCUUCUCUGUUUCUCUGCUCUAUCUGGUUUAUGAUGCACUCUUCAAUCCCUUAUUAGUUCACUGGAAAAGUUGUGUGCUUUUUAUUCAAGUCUUGUUGAGAGGGUUUGAGUUUUUGGGAGUUCUUGAAUUUCUUGGUUUUCAUCCUGUUGUUGAUCAAUUCUAGUUUUUUGUGCCAAUUUUUACUAGACAUUUUGGGAUUCUUGAAACCCAUAGUUGGAUUGAGUUCUUGCUUUGGACUUUAUGUGUUUGUUGUUUUGCCAGACGGAAUGAGCUCUCUUGUGUAGACUGUCUGGGUCUGUAAGGGUUUGAUCGAAAAGUUUGUGUCUUUCCAUUCACUUUUCCGCAUAUUGUCAGUUGAUCUUUCUUCGGAUUUGUCCAAUUCGAUAUUUUCUUUAUCUGGGUUUGAGAAAUGCCAGCUACUGAUUACCAAGGGGCGUCAGCAUCCUUCACGAACUUGGGGCGUUCCCUUCUGGCCAUACGCCGUGAUCAGGUUCACUCAAUGGAGACUGCCCAGGAGGGAACCAGCCAAGAACACGAACUCGAAGCUUUCCAGACGCACGUGGCCGAGCGGUUCAACAGCUUGUUGGCUGCGGAUUCCAAUGAUUUGCUCUCUAUUCCCUGGAUUGGGAAGCUGCUUGAUGGUUUUCUCUGUUGCCAAGAGGAAUUCAAGGCCAUUCUCUUUAACUACCAAGGUCUCUUGAAUAGAGCUCCUUUGGAUAAAUAUGUGUCUGAAUAUUUUGAGAGGAGCGUGAAGGCUUUGGAUGUCUGCAAUGCCAUUCGAGAUGGACUGGAGCAGAUCAGACAGUGGCAGAAGCAGUUGGAGAUUGUGCUUUGUGCGUUGCAGAAUCAUAGAUGUCUUGGAGAAGGCCAAUUCCGUCGGGCCAAGAAAGCCUUGAUUGAUUUGGCAAUUGGGAUGCUUGAUGAGAAAGAGUCUAAUUCAACUGUUGCCCAUAGAAACCGUUCAUUUGGGCGGAACAAUAUGCAGAGGGAUAACAAGUCUUUGGGCCAUUUUAGGUCACUCUCAUGGAGUGUUUCUCGGAAUUGGUCUGCUGCUAGGCAGCUACAAGCCAUUGGUAACAAUUUAGCUGCUCCCAAAAGCAAUGAGAUUAUUGCCUCCAAUGGGUUAGCUUUAGCUGUUUUUACAAUGAAUUAUGUGCUGUAUUUUGUUAUGUGGGUUCUUGUGGCUGCAAUUCCCUGUCAAGACCGAGGCCUUCAGGCACAUUUCAAUGUGUUUAAAUUUGCUUGGGCUGGUCCACUCCUCUCCCUCCAUGAGAGGAUUCUUGAUGAGUCAAAGAAGAGGGACCGCAAAAAUGCUUGUGGGUUAUUGAAGGAGAUUCAUGAGAUUGAGAAGUGCACAAGGCAGUUGUAUGAAUUGACCGAUACAGUUCAGUUCCCUUUGUCCGGGGAAAAGGAGGGAGAACUUAAGCAGAGAGUGCAGGAGCUUGGGCUCGUGUUUGAUUCACUGAAGGUUGGCUUGGACCCUUUGGAGCGCCAAGUGAGGGAAGUGUUUCAUAGGAUUGUUCGCUGCAGGACUCACGGUCUUGAUUCCAUUGAACGUGCAAAUCAUCAAUGACACAGGUUCUGAUAGUCAGUUGUGUGAGGGCAACUAUGUGCAAGCAUUAUUAUGUUCUAUGAUUUUUGCCCCUGCUUUUUUCCUCCCUCCCUAGUCCAGAAGUAGAAUGAGAUGGUCAUGUGCCAAAAUAAAGGUUUCUAGGGUAAAGCCUUGUAUUUAUCACCAUGUCUUUGUAAAGAAAUUAGUAGAACAGUUUGGGAUCUAUUGAUCCUUUGGUGUUGUUAUUCCUCGUGUUCUGAUUGUAUAAUCAAAUUAUUGAGUUUGCACCUUUAACUGUCA